UUGGAAAAAUCUUUGAACAGUUGUUAAAACAACGACUUGAGUUUUUUGUGGAACAAAAUCACAUUCUACCUGCAAAUCAAUUUGGAUUUAGAAGAGGAAUGUCUGCUCGUGAAAGUAUUUGCCAACUUCAUCUUGAUAUUCAGAAUAGUUUAGUUAAUAAGAAUUUCUUGGUAUCUGUAUUUUUCGAUGUUUCUGGUGCCUUUAAUAAUAUAAAUAUUCAUGUGCUUUGUUCUGAAUUGGCUUGUUUAGGAAUUCCAAGUAAAAUAAUUCAAUGGAUUUAUAAAUUUUUGACAGAAAGGGAAGUGUAUGUCAAAUAUAAUAAUAAUUUAUAUGGUCCUAGACGUGCAUCCAUUGGAGUUUGUCAAGGAGGAAUUCUGUCUCCCUUAUUGUUUAUUCUGUAUAUAAGACGUCUUAAUUUAGUACUAGGUUCUCAUGUUAAAAAUUUACAGUUUGCUGAUGAUCUUGUAGUUUAUGCAUCUGGAAAAAAAUUAACAGAAAUUACCAACAUUGUAAAUAAAUCUUUAGAAGGUCUUUAUAAUUAUUUUUCUUAUUUAAAUCUUGAUAUCAAUGCCCACAAAUCAAACUUAGUUAUAUUUGGAAAAAUUCAUAGCUCAGCCUCCAUUGUAUAUUAUAACAAAAUCCCUAUCCCCAUUUCUUGUGAAGCAAAGUUUUUAGGAAUAUCAUUUACUUACAAUGUGUCAUGGAACAAAUAUGUUGAAAUUAUAAGUUCAAAGGCUAACAAAGCAUUUAAUGUUUUAAAAUCAUUAUGCAGAUCAUCCUGGGGAGCUGAUCCCAAAAUAUUAUUAAUACUUUAUAAGUCUCUCAUUCGCAGUCAUUUUGAAUAUGGGUUUCUCUGUUUUUCUGGUGAUAAUAGACUGGUGGAUAAACUAGAAAAAAUCCAAAAUAAAAGUAUGAGAAUUAUAACAGGAGCAUUUAAAAGCACACCUAUAAAUUCAUUACAGGUUGAAUGUGGAUUACCUCCAUUAAAUAUAAGAUUUUCCUACUUGAAAGAAAAGUUUAUUUUAAAACUUUACACAAAAAAAAAUAAUCACCUUUUUUUAAACUUGGUCAAUUCACAUAUUUCAACAGAGAAUCUUUACAUUCUUCAGAAUUUUUCCCAAUUUUUAAAUUAUAUUAAUGGCUUGCAAAUACACCAGUCAGAAUUGCUACCUUGUUAUCAGGGACAAUUUGAGAGUAAAUUCCCAGCAAUAAAUAUUUUCAUUGAUCAUAAAUUAUCUUGUAAGCAAGAUGUUUAUAAUAAAUUUUCUGAGUUUUCUGGUCAUCGGUUCUUAUAUACAGAUGGUUCAAAAACAGAAUCAGCAGUCUCUUUUGCAAUUUUUGAUGAGCAAUUGAAGUUAGGUACAGGUUACAAAAUUAAUUCCAACACAAGCAUAUUUACAGCCGAGGCUCUGGCUAUUCUUGCAGGUCUAAAACAUAUUAAAUAUAAAAAUAAUGGAUGUCAUAAGUGGGUAAUAGUUAGUGACAGCAUGAGUGUUUUAGAAAAUCUUAAAAACAAUAAGUUCAAUGCUAACACAAACUAUCUUAUAUUUUCGAUUAAACAACUUUGGUUAGACUUGAACAUUAUGGAUAAUAUUCAAGUAUCAUUUGUUUGGGUUCCUUCACACAUUGGUGUGGUAGGAAAUGAAAAAGUUGACUUUUUGGCAAGGUUUAUAACCAAUUCUUCAAUAAUCCCCGAUUCCAGCAAUAGCCUUAAUAUAACUGUUCCAAAUAAUGACAUAAUUUUUCUUUUAAAAAAUAGAUCCACUAAUUCGUGGAAAAAACAUUGGAAUUUUAAAGUCCAAAUAGAAAACAAAGGUUUAUGGUAUGCUUCUUUUAACGUUCCUGUAAAUUCUACACCUUGGUUCUGCAAAAGUAACACUUACUUUAACAGGAAAUUUUAUACAACUAUCCUGAGGCUUCGUUUCGGUCACUGUAGUCUAAAAUACCAUCUUUAUCGUCUAAAUAUAGUACAAAGUCCCUUUUGCGAUCGUUGUGACACUCAAACAGAGCAGUCUUUGGACCACAUAUUCUUUGAAUGCCCAUCCUUUGGCAUUCAGCGCCUUGUGCUAAUGGAUGAGCUGAUUGAGAUUUAUAAAAGUCCGGAACGGGUACCGCGCUCUACUUCAAAUCUGCUCGUAAAUACCUCCACAUUUCUACCUUUGUUUAAAUUUGUAGAUAGCACAAUUGGGCAAAUAUAGGUGUACAUAGCUUAGGAUAAUUUUUACGUGUCUUUGUUGUAUUUAGUCACUUUUUUCUUCUUUUUUAUCCUAUUUCGAUUUUUUUGAGAAUGAAGUCUCGAAUGCAUAGGUUUGUGGCAUAGGUAUUCUUCUUCUUCUUCUUUUAUUAAUGGCUUAUCUGCGCAUUUCGCACAAUUCUGCCAAUGUCAGGUGAAUAAAUUAAUUUCUACAUGUUAAAUGAAAAUGAAAUGAAUGAAAUUUGGUUGAUGUCAAUAUGAAACGGGAAGUAACUUUUGUUUGUUGAUGUUGUAAGUCAAAGAAUAAUUCAAUGGGUCUUUGAAAUUUUUUGAAACGUAUUUUUAUUGUAAUUUUGUUUUUAUACUGAAGAAGUUUAAUAUCAUUUUUAUAAACUGAAGACUUAACAUCAUUUUUCAAUACUAAGAAAUACAAUUCAACCAAUGACGAGGCAGUAUGGUCUAUGAUCUUAGCCUGUUCCGGAAGGAACGAAUAAUUGAAAAAAAAAAAAAAAAAAAAAAUAUGACAGCAAUAGUUGUUGUCAAAAUUCUAUCUAAGUUUUGUUUAUUUACUUAUCUAUUUGAUUCAAAUGAAUUUUUAGUUUCAGUUCACUCUAGAGCAUUGUUGUGGGGAAAAUAUCAAUAACAAUUCUAAUACUGUUUCGUCUAUGUCAGUCACUAUGCAAAUUAGUGAAAAACAAAAUAAUUUUAUUUAUUCCAUAGUUCGCAUCUUUUUCCUUUAGUCGUCAAUAACAUAAGUGCGUCCUAAUGAAAUACAAACGGGGAUAUUAUGAUGUUUUCUUGCAAACAUGUGCUAAAAACCCGUCAAGCAUUGCUAUACGAUACUAUGAUGAAGGCACAUACAAAAAUUAUACAUAUUCCGAAUUAUAUGGGGUCUGUGAAUAUAUAUCACAGACCCUACUGAUGCUUAAAUGUAAUAAGGGUAUUAUUGGAUUAGUAUCAAAGCGGAAUAUAAUUAUUCCUUGUGUUAUUGCUGCGUAAGUUGAUUAUAAUAUAUAUUAGUUCAUUAACAAACUUAUCAAACAAUUAUGUACAUACUCUUAGUCUCAUUUUUUAUAUUACGUCGGUUAAUAUGAUAUUUUUAUUAUUGCAGAGCACACAAAUACUGUACGACAUUCAUGUUCAUAGAUCCAACACAAAAUGUUGAGAGUAUUGCUAAAGAAGUUUGUUUUAAUACCAUUUUAAUAAUCCAAAACAAAGGAUCCAAUCCACCUGAAUUAUUCAACAAGAAGCCAGACAAACUGGUGUCUUUAUUUGAUUUAGAAAUAAGUUUCUUUGAUUUACAAUGUUAUUUUACUAGUAAACAUGCUAUUUUUGAACACUCCUUUAUUGCAAUGACAUCAGGCAGCACUGGAGAACCAAAACAUAUACAAGUGCCUAUGAAAUGCAUUCAGCCCAAUAUUGAUGAUUUAACAAAACUUUUUAAAAUAAUUCCUGAAGAUAUUAUAUAUUUCUCUACACCUCUAACAUUUGAUCCUUCCAUGGUUGAAAUGUUAUUAGCAUGUAUGAAUGGAGCAUCUCUUCUUAUAGCACCUGAAAAACCAGAAGUUUUAUUUCCUAGUGAUAAAGAAAAUUCAAUAACAUUUUGGCAGACAACACCAUCAAAAUUUUUCCAGCAUUCAAAUGCAGAUAUCAAAAAUAAAAUAUUGAGUCCUGAUUCUACUUUGAAAAUCUUAGCUUUGGGAGGUGAACCUUUUAAUGGGGUCAGAAGAUUAAGAGAACUUAAACAUUGGAAUAAUCAAACUAGGGUAUUUACACUUUAUGGAGUAACUGAAAUGUCAUGUUGGGCGUGUGUAGCUGAAAUAGAUCUGAAUACAACAGUUGUUGAUAAAGAAAUACCUUUGGGUAGCUGCCUUUCAGAAACUCAGGUUGUCAUAGAGCCUGAAGGGAAUGAUCAAAAUAAGGAUACUGGAAAAAUUAUUUUAGUUAGCAAAACUAGAAAAUGCAUUAUAUUAAAUAAAUCAAACAACAAUGAAGAAGAUAACUCACUAAAAUUUGUUGAUACUGGUGAUUAUGGUGAAACAAAGAAUGGAACUAUUUACUACAGAGGCCGUAAAGAUGAUGUAGUUAAAAGAUUUGGUCACAAAAUUAAUUUGCAAUUCAUAGAAUCCACAGCUAUGCAAUGUCCUAAAGUUAAAACAUGUUCCUGUGUGUGGUUACCUAAACCAUUACUCCUUGUAUUAUAUUUUUCAUCUGAAACAUUUAGUAGCCAAGAGUUAUCUGACUUUCUUAAAUGUAAACUAGAUGAUAAACAUUGGCCUGAUAAAAUUGUGAGGGUUGACAAUUUACCAACCAAUUCUCAUGGAAAAACCUCAAAGAUGAUCCUUUCCAAAAUGUAUAAAAAAGUUAGUUAUGCAACAAAAACAUUAGAUUCUCUGAAAGUCAUUUUCCUGAAAGAACUUUGCCUAUUACUGAGUACACAAGUUACAUUUGAUGAAAUUAUGAAUAAGGAUUUCUUUUCAAUUGGUGGAACUUCUUUUCUUGCAAUAUCACUGUGCAACAAGAUAUCAGUCACAUAUCCUGACUUUGGAAAGUUUAUUCUACCAUACCUUAUGUCACAAAGGAAUACUAUUGAUGAGAUCAUGCAAAUAGCACACAGAGAGCUUUGUGUAGAAGGAGCCAAAGCUAAAAACAGAAUGAAAAGAACUAUAUCAAAUACAGAAAGCAAUUCAGACUCUCAAAUAAUAAAAAAAGUUAACAGUUAUGAAAGAACCAAUCCUGUUGAAUUUAUUGUGCUUUGGACAUAUGACACUGGAAAAUGUGUGGAUGCUUCGCCAGUAUUAUUUCAAACAGGAUUCAAUCUGUAUGUAAUUGUGGGCAGCCACUCAGGCAAAAUUGUAGUUGCGGAUGCAAUUUCCGGCGAAUUGCAAGGAAUCAUAAGAGUUAAAGCACGUGUCGAGGCAUCAGUUUUGUGUUACAAUGAAGACUUGUCGACAGCCUGCGGUGUGGUUGGUGCUUAUGACGGCACUAUUGUAUGCUUCACUAUUGAAACUUGUAAAGAGAUAUGGAGGAUCAAUAUCAAUUCAAUGAUAAAGAGUAAAGGAGCAUGCUGUAAUGGUUUGCUCUAUAUAGCAUCAUACGAUGGAAAAGUUCGAUGUAUCGACAUAUUGGUAAGAAGGUUAAAUAUAUUUUUUAAUCCUGUUCCCAGACAAUAUCUCACUCUUGGUGUCGCCCUGACUCGUUUCUCGAUUCUGUCGAGGUCGUCAUGUUACGAGGGUAGACAUAGAAUUACCUACAUUUCACUGCUAAUAUAUUAACAUUUGGAAUCGAAAAAUUUGGCAGUUAAUUAUAAUAAUAACCUGGUUUAUCUUGUAAAUCUGGUUACUAAUGUGUUGAGAGUCUGUACUAUUAGGUAACUACAUCCAAAUAAGGUGUGAACUAGAGAUAAAACGGAUAUCCGGUUACUAACCGGUA
Molecule: messenger RNA, 5626 nt
Organism: Diatraea saccharalis (sugarcane borer)
Lineage: Eukaryota; Metazoa; Arthropoda; Insecta; Lepidoptera; Crambidae
Source: the annotation of a GenBank genome assembly